UCAGCCCGGAAUAUUUUUCCCGUAGAUUGGUCUUCACACGAGUAUGGACUUGGGUGUGCCCAUAAAGUAGCCUGGCUUCAAUAAGGAAGGAUUUGAGGAGGGGGAAAGAGGUUAUUGGAGAAAAAAAGAAGCUUUGCGUCGGCGCCGACGGUUGUCUGGACUGGAGUGAGAGUGGGCCAUGGCAGCAAUCCGGAAAAAGCUGGUGAUUGUGGGAGAUGGUGCCUGUGGGAAGACCUGCCUGCUGAUUGUGUUCAGCAAAGACCAAUUCCCAGAGGUCUAUGUACCAACUGUCUUUGAAAACUACAUUGCAGACAUUGAAGUAGAUGGGAAACAGGUGGAGCUGGCCCUUUGGGAUACAGCUGGGCAGGAAGACUAUGACAGGUUGCGGCCCCUCUCUUAUCCAGACACAGAUGUUAUCCUUAUGUGCUUCUCCAUUGAUAGUCCAGACAGUUUAGAGAACAUCCCAGAGAAAUGGACUCCCGAAGUGAAACACUUCUGUCCUAAUGUGCCCAUCAUCCUUGUGGGGAAUAAGAAGGACUUGCGCAAUGAUGAACACACUCGCAGGGAACUGGCAAAGAUGAAACAGGAGCCAGUGAAGCCAGAGGAAGGGAGAGACAUGGCAAACAGGAUCAGUGCUUUUGGCUACCUUGAGUGCUCAGCCAAGACAAAGGAUGGCGUGCGGGAAGUGUUUGAAAUGGCCACUCGGGCUGCCUUGCAAGUCAGGAAGAACAAGAAGCGCAAAGGCUGCCCCCUCCUGUAAAAGGGAAGCCCCAGCAAAUGAUGUGACUGUGCUGUCAGAAGUGUAUCUGUCCCUUUCCAUGCACUCCACGGAUGUGAAUGUGGGGUCAGAGUGGAGAGAAGAGCUGUUAGCUCCGUCUAGAGUAAAAAAAGUAACAUGCUGGCUGCUUCCUUUACCCCUCUGCACAGUAAAGCUUCCUGGGACACACAGUGUAGGUAUCUUCAUGGUUUGUUCCUGUGCUGUGUACCCAGGCUGCUCUCCCCAGCUUGCCCAAGGGCCAGAGAUGUCUUUGGAAUCCUCUUUGUAAACAUUUUCCUUUUUGUAUUGAGGAGGCAGUGCACCUGAACUAAUUCUGUAUUGCUCUUCGCUCCCAUUUUAUAUUAAUCCUACUGUUCAAUUCACCAGUGCUUAAUCUUGUCUUCCUGUGCUUGCAAAUUAAGGAGGCUAGAUUUCUGAAUAUUGCAGUCUGAGAAUGUAGAGGCAGCCUCUGGUUUACAGGUGAAUGCACUGGCUUCUCUUCACAAACUUACUUAAGGCAAGGGGUAAGUCUUGCCAAAAUGCCUUCUGUAUUCCCAUAAGGAGCUGUGCUCUGUAGUGGUAAGAAAUAAUCUCUGCUUCUUUGGGGGGUAGUGCCUUGUGUUCUGGCAAUACAAUAUUCUCACCUCCGUCAUUAAAUUAAAUCAACCUUAA
Molecule: messenger RNA, 1429 nt
Organism: Rhineura floridana
Lineage: Eukaryota; Metazoa; Chordata; Lepidosauria; Squamata; Rhineuridae
Gene: RHOC
Product: ras homolog family member C
Exons: 5
Coding region: 179-760 (193 amino acids)
Biological process (GO): small GTPase-mediated signal transduction
Cellular component (GO): neuron projection
Molecular function (GO): GTP binding; GTPase activity
Source: RefSeq, a predicted model, not a curated record